UGAAAUAUAUUUGACUGCGCCACUACUGUCUACUGGACAGCGCCAUGUUGGAUGGAUUUAUGUAAACUUUGAAGGUUACACAAGACGUUUAGCUAAACAGCAGGCAUUCAGCAUGGCUAGUCUCUGCAGGGUGACCCCAAACCUGCUGUCAUCUAUUGCGCGAAAACAGAUCCCUCCCCAGUUGGCUCUUGCUGUGAGGUCCAAUUCAACAGAAGCAAAGACAGAAAAGACUGUGUUUGGACCUUUGAAAGAUGAAGACCGAAUUUUCACUAACCUCUACGGUCGACAUGACUGGAAACUCAAAGGAGCUAUGUCAAGGGGCGACUGGUAUAAAACAAAAGAGAUCAUCGAUAAAGGCGCUGAUUGGAUUCUGAAGGAGAUCACAAAGUCUGGCCUCAGAGGGCGUGGCGGUGCAGGGUUUCCUACUGGUAUGAAGUGGGGCUUCAUGAACAAACCAUCAGAUGGAAGACCCAAGUACUUGGUAGUGAAUGCAGAUGAGGGGGAGCCUGGGACAUGCAAGGACAGGGAAAUCAUGCGUCACGACCCUCACAAGCUGGUUGAGGGCUGUCUGGUGGCUGGCAAAGCCAUGGGGGCCAGAGCUGCAUACAUCUACAUUCGAGGAGAGUUCUACAAUGAAGCCUCCAAUAUGCAGAUAGCCAUUAAUGAGUCAUACAAGAAUGGCCUGAUUGGAAAGGAUGCUUGUGGCUCAGGUUACGAUUUCGAUGUGUUCGUGCACCGUGGAGCUGGAGCCUACAUCUGUGGGGAGGAAACGGCAUUGAUUGAGUCCCUGGAAGGAAAGCAGGGUAAGCCCCGUCUCAAACCACCAUUCCCUGCUGAUGUCGGAGUUUUCGGCUGUCCGACAACCGUAGACAACGUAGAAACAGUGGCAGUUGCUCCGAUAAUCUGCAGACGAGGGGGAGACUGGUUUGCUUCAUUUGGAAGGGAGAGGAAUCGUGGCACCAAGUUGUUCAACAUCUCUGGUAAUGUCAACAACCCCUGCACAGUUGAAGAGGAGAUGUCUAUUUCAUUCCGAGAGUUGAUAGAGACACGCUGGGGUGUGAUCGGAGGGUGGGAGAACCUACAGGGUGUCAUCCCAGGUGGCUCCUCAACACCACUCAUUCCCAAGAAGGUCUGUGAUGACGUCAUGAUGGACUUCGAUGCACUGGUCCAGGUUCAGACAGGUCUGGGAACCGCUGCCCUCAUUGUAUUCAACAACCAGGCCGAUAUCGUGCGUGGCAUCGCAAGGCUGAUGGACUUCUACAAGCAUGAGAGUUGUGGACAAUGCACCCCAUGCCGAGAGGGGACUGGCUGGAUGGUGAAGGUCAUGGACAGAUUUAUGACAGGUAAUGCUCAGCCAGAUGAAAUUGACAUGCUGUAUGAACUGACAAAGCAGAUUGAAGGACAUACUAUCUGUGCUCUUGGUGAUGGGGCAGCAUGGCCGGUACAGGGCCUGAUCCGGCACUACAGGCCAGAGCUUGAAAGAAGGAUGAAAGAGUUUGAACAGAAGAAGGCUGCAAGUUCCUGAACACGGAUCAACAUAGGGGAACAUAUGAACUGUACAGUGUAAAUUAUUUUCUGGAGUAUUGUGGUAUUUCAAUUCUGUCUAUAGAUAUAUGAUGCUAUAGAUACUGAUGAAGUUUAUGACAGGUUUGACUUGAAAGGCAUUGACAAUAGUGCAUAACAUUUGCACAGUGGCUUGUGAAUGACAAUUUGAUAUGGAAAAGUGAAACAUUGUAUUGGCUUACUGUUAAGAUGGUAUGGGUUUCAUUUCUAUGAGUGAAGCUGAUUUAGAAUAAGCUACCUCUGAGUUAAGUCCUCCACCUUCUCAGUCAGAGGUUCUCAGUGUGAAUGUGACAUAUUUAGGGCUUCACUUGUUUACUUAAAAUACCACUUAUGACUCAAGAAUGUCCAGUGGUUUACAACACGGAGUUAUGUUUAGUGUAAUAAAAUAUUGUUUUACAAAGUUAAA
Molecule: messenger RNA, 1969 nt
Organism: Haliotis rubra (blacklip abalone)
Lineage: Eukaryota; Metazoa; Mollusca; Gastropoda; Lepetellida; Haliotidae
Product: NADH dehydrogenase [ubiquinone] flavoprotein 1, mitochondrial-like
Biological process (GO): mitochondrial electron transport, NADH to ubiquinone
Molecular function (GO): FMN binding; NADH dehydrogenase (ubiquinone) activity; NAD binding
Source: RefSeq, a predicted model, not a curated record